This is a messenger RNA of Engraulis encrasicolus (European anchovy), 7683 nucleotides long. It is a transcript of the gene tmem63a, whose product is annotated as transmembrane protein 63A. The transcript is spliced from 23 exons. NCBI's taxonomy places the organism in Eukaryota, Metazoa, Chordata, Actinopteri, Clupeiformes, Engraulidae. The coding region runs from base 84 to 2453 and encodes 789 amino acids. Gene Ontology annotation, cellular component: plasma membrane. Gene Ontology annotation, molecular function: calcium-activated cation channel activity; nucleic acid binding. The record is from RefSeq and is a predicted model, not a curated record.
UUAUGUGAUCAAACUGUGUAAGGUGGCAAUGGCAAAAUGAUUUACUGUCCGAAAACCACGAGAACUCGAGAUUGGUGUUGACAAUGGGUGACACCAUAAGGGAUUGGUGGGCGGGGCUAUCUUCCAAUGGCUCCUCCCAGUUGGACAACAUGGUGUGUUUCAACGCUACCCAGAGCACCGUGCUGAAGGGGCUGCAGUUCGGUGGAGUGCCUGUAGUUCUCCUGCUCGACUUCAUCGUCUUCCUGGUGCUGUUGCUGCUCUUCUCAGCCAUCAGGAAGAAGCUGUGGGACUAUGGACGCCUGGCACUGGUCGCAGACAACGAAGGGUUUGAAUCCCAUCGACGUUAUGGCCGCAUGUCCUCUGUCUCGUCUAAAGGAGAGGAUCCUGAACACGAGAGGGGUCUGUGCACCUGGCUGCCUUACAUCAUUAGAAUGGAUAUGUCGAUGGUGCGGGAGCGUUGCGGCGUGGAUGCCGUACACUACCUGUCGUUCCAGCGCCACCUCAUCGUGCUGCUACUGCUCGUGUGCGUGACGUCCGUCUGCGUCAUCCUGCCACUCAACCUGUCCGGCAACCUGCUGAAUAAUGACCCCCACAGCUUUGGCAGAACCACCAUUGCCAAUCUGCAACAAGGUGACAGUCUGCUGUGGCUGCAUACAGUGAUUGCAGUACUCUAUCUUUGCCUGACGGUGGCAUUGCUGAGACACCAUACCUCACAGAUGAACGAAACGCCAAGGGAUACGGCCAGAAGCACACUCUUUGUCCGAGCUAUUCCCAAAAGUGCCUCAGAGGACAGCGUCAAAAUGCAUUUCAUGGAAGCAUAUCCCUCCUGUCAGGUGACUGAUGUUCGCCUCGUCUAUAACGUGGCUAAGCUGAUCCAGCUGGCUACUGAAAGGAAGCGGGUGGCCAAGAACCUGCAGUACUACGAAAGGGUUCUGGAGCGGCAAGGGAGGGCUGAGGUCAUCAACCCGCACCUGUGUGGCUGCCUGUGCUCCCCCUGCUGCCAAGGACGGGCCUGCCAGGAGGUGGAUGCUUUGGAGUACUACAGUUCCCAGGGGGCCGUUCUGCUGGAGGAAGAGGAGAGAGAGAAGGCGAAUGUGCCUCAGAACCCACUGGGAAUGGCGUUCGUCACCAUGCACACAGAGUCUAUGGCAAACUAUAUCCUGAAGGACUUCAAUGCCGUAGACUGUACAGGUAGAGGGGGCUGUGGUCGAGAACCGCAGCCUUCGACCAAUAGCGCAAACCUGGGCGUCAGAAGAUGGCGAAUCACACGUGCGGCUCACCCAAACAACAUAUACUGGGAGAACCUGUCCGUGAAGGGUUUCCGCUGGUGGAUACGUUUCCUCCUCAUCAACAUCCUGCUCUUCCUCCUCCUCUUCUUCCUCACCACUCCCUCCAUCGUCAUCUCCACCUUUGACAAGAUCAACGUCACCAAGCCUAUCAGCUACCUUAAUUCUCCCAUCAUCAGUCAGUUCUUCCCAACACUGCUACUGUGGACCUUCUCUGCUCUGCUGCCCACCAUAGUCUACUACUCUACCAUAGGAGAGGCCCACUGGACAAGGUCCAGUGAGAACAUGAGCAUGAUGUACAAGCUCUACAUCUACCUGCUGUUCAUGGUGCUGAUACUGCCAUCUCUCGGGCUCACCAGUCUGGAUUUGCUCUUCCGCUGGAUGUUUGAUGGCAAAUCAGAAGGGAAGCUGAGAUUUGAGUGUGUGUUCCUGCCCGACCAGGGUGCGUUCUUUGUGAACUACGUGAUAGCGGCCGCUCUGGUUGGCUCUGGCAUGGAGCUCCUGCGGUUGCCAGGGUUACUGCUCUACACCAUCCGCAUGGCUCUCGCACGCUCCGCCGCAGAGAGGAAGUACGUCAAACAGAACCAGGCGUAUGAGUUUGAGUACGGCGCCAUGUACGGUUGGAGUCUGUGUGUCUUCACUGUCAUCAUGGCCUACAGUAUCACCUGCCCCGUCAUCGUGCCUUUCGGUCUGCUGUAUCUCUUCCUGAAGCACCUGGUGGAUAAGCACAACCUCUUCUUUGCCUUCCUGCCUGCGCGCCUGGAGAGGCAGGUGCAUUUCGGAGCUGUCAAUCAAGCACUGGCUGCACCAAUCAUCUGCCUCUUCUGGUUGUACUUCUACUCUGUGCUCCGAACAGGGUUCAUGGCGCAGACGUCUCUCUUCACACUGGUGGUCAUCUGCAUCACCAUCUUCAUCUGCAUUGCGUACUCCUGCUUUGGCCACUUCAAAUACCUCAGCCCACACAACUACAAGCUGAAGGAUGAAGACCCAGAGGACUAUGACCGAGCAGCCACCAACUCUGAGAGCAUGGUGUACGCCCCCCGAGUGCUAACCUCUAACCUGGAGUGUGAUUCGCCAGACAACUUUGGUUUCCGCCAAUCGUACGGGACGACAGACAGUAGCCCUGUCAUCUUGAGUCCAGCUGACGAGUCCCCUAUCGAACCUUAGAGAGAGAGAAGGGGGAAGCGUUUCAGAUGCCAGUUGCCUGUAACUGUGACAUCCAUGAAGAACCUUGAAGAACCGUUUAGAUCACCAGUUGCCGUGUCACCACAUCGGUAUCUAUAUAACAACCCCAACACCAUGUUUGUGGGCCACCAACACCGUAGCAGCUGAGAUUUGACCUGUUAACCUUUAACUUGGAAUCACUGUAUACUUCCAUUGCAGUUAUUCUGCGUCAGAUCCAAAACUAAACUGAAGUCACGCGAGCUGCAGCCAGGUCAGAGUAACUGAGGUCAGCUAUUACAGACAAUUCUUCGCUAGAAAGCAGAUAUGCAUUAUACACACAAAUAAUGAGAGACUAUUAAUAGAAAAAAAUGUUGAUGGAAAAAAUAUUACAGUAGGUUUGCAAAUUUUGAUAUGUAGACAUAAUUGUCUAAAUAGCCGUGAUUUUGUGCAUGAAUAGAGACAUUGUCCCUGGUGUUACAGCUCUGUUGUUAAGGUGCUAGUGACUUGUGGGAACUUGCUCAUAUGGAGAGGAGCCAUGCGGCUCAACGGCUUCUUCAUUUGGUUCAGCUAAGAAAAUGCUGUGCCAACCUGCAGACUUUUUUUUAACUUUUUUUAUUUUGAUACUUGAUCCUGGGUAUUUGUACUGUUUGGGUGCCAUUUUGUAAACCCUGGGUGAGGUAAGACAGCCCCUGUUUGAAGUCAGACCCAACAGUAAUAUAAUAUCUGUUGUUCUGACUGUGUUAAGGCCAUAGAAAGGUGUUACGAUGCAGGAAUUCCUCAGUAGGCCCCAGCUCAUAUCCGCCUCUUAAAGUGAUACUGUCCCAUUUUUGGAAUUAAGCUUAUUUUAUACCUCUCCUUGAGUUAAAUGAUUGGGUUUUACCUUUCUCCAACCGUUCUCUGAGUAUGGCAGUGCAAAUUUUGCCUCCAUGCAAGCAGUCAACAUUGAGUCCUAUGAGACCAGCUGGCGGCUAGCUGGUAAAAUUUGCACUGCCGUACUCAGAGAACGGCAGGAAGUACAGGAGAAAGGUAAAACUCAACAAUUUAACUGAAGAGGAGGUCUAAUAUGAGCUGAUUUCCAAAAAUGGUGCAGUAUCACUAGUGUGACAUAGUGACCACUGUAUGUGAAGGCGGUCCCCCUUUCGAGAAACUAAACCACGAGAGCCAGUUUAACCACUGGGUGUAACCCAGAACACUAUGCAUGCACAGAUCAAAAUUCGCACCAUUGUCUAAUUCUGAAGGGUGUCUCUUUGAUGUGACUGUAGGGAAGUGUAUCUUCUAACGUUGUAACCUGAAGCUAAACUAGCUGUAAUGUACGUGCGCAACACAUCUAAUGUGCACAUAGCUUGAGAUUGUUUUGAGGAACAUUUUCACCAUCCUUACAAAGGAUUCCAGCCAUCCCAUUAUUUUUUUAAAUUUACAUACAAAUGUCAUGCAAUUUUAUUCAGACCCCCACCCCUAUAAUUCUGCACUGUACUGCAGUGAAAAUUGUAUUUCUACAGUAUUACUGCACCAAAUGUUCCAGACCUGGUGCUCGUGGUCAAAUUUCAUAGCCUAAUGCAGUGGCAGAACAAUUGCACACAGGGCCUCAGAGCAAAACAUUGAUGGGCCCCCCUAUACAGCUUCCUAGGUUCAGGAUAUGGCCCAUCAAUACAGGAGGACCCUCACACAAAGGGACGACUGAUGCACUAAUGCCCAAAUUACGUUUUCUCCCUGCAUUAGCACAGUGUCUCUGGGCUUUGUCUGUCCAACACACAUCGUGUCAGUAAAAAAUAUUUAUUAAUAUCCGUCCUACACACACUCACACAGACACGGCUGACAAAUAGCAGUUCCUUUCAGCUUUGACAUCCUGUAGCCUUCUGUUGGUGAAAGUAAAUAUCUGUGAGGUUCGCUCCUUGCCAUGUUACAGGCUAAUUCACAGCUUUGCAAAAAAAGUUUUGCAUUUAAAAUAUGCUGUUAUCAAGUGUAAAUGAUGUGUAGUGUAAACAUUUCAUACAUGUCACUCUUUCUUUAGCUAGGCUAUUACUGUAUGUAAGCACACAUGUUCAAAAUGAGCUGUAGGUGCAAACAAGCAUCUUUCAUGUUCCAAGCAUGGCUUAUGGCAUUGUUUCCCAACCUUUUUUGUCUUAAGUACCCCCUAAGCCUUUUCUCAUACCACAAGUACCCCCUGACUCAUGCUUUAUAUCCCAAUGUGACUAUGCUCCAUACAUGUUUUCAUUUUUCCAAGUACCCCCUGCAGGGUGCUCGCGUACCCCUAGUGGUACACGUACCCCUGGUUGGGAAACACUGGAUUAUGGUACAAGCACAUUUCUUGAGUCAAGCAUAGGUUCAUGAUGCCAUGAAUCGUGAACAGUAGAAAUCACGUGCAGCCUGUUGGCAUGUGUUCAUACUAGGCAUUGCCAUUUUGGUACGGGUUGCUAUGUUUUUCCCACAAUCUACCACCUAUGGGGGGACGUUCAUGUCGCAAAUUGAUGUUCAUUUAAACAGAGCUACCCCAGUACAAAUAUGGCGGAAACCAAAUCGACGUAUUUGUUCCAAUAGACAGGGGUAGUCAUCAUGGUAUCUCCUGUGCUAUACCCAACAUCGGUAACACUUUAUUUUAGGGAUACAUCUAUAAGCACAAUAUUAAUGCCUGUGUAAGUAACUUGUUAGGCAUGUACUAAGCAAAAUCAGACAGUUGUUAGACAUUUAUUAGCAAAUGUCUUGUUCAUGCACCCAUCAUGCUCUACACUUCUUGGAGCUAAUAUUCUCAAACAUUAACUUAAUUAUCACAAAGGAAUAGUUACGUUGUGCUUCAAAACUAUUACUCUUCAUAAUGUUCCGCAUUUAUUGUAGGGUUUUUACAAUUACAACUAAGUGGUACAUGAAAAAAAAAAAUGUCUCACCACCACUUCACCGUCAUAGAGAAGGGUACGUCAAAUCCUUGCUACAUAAUGACUCCUGUUACAAGGUCUGUCCAAUAUGUAAUGAGAGAAGAAUAGAUGCCUUGCCCAAACUGUUUAUAAAAUAAUCACUAUGUGUAUCUUUACACUUUGCUUAUCAGGGGGGAGGGAUAGGUUGUGCGGGCCUGGGUAGUGUUGGCCCUAGGCAGUGUGGGGGCUCUAGGCCAUCUGGGCUGAGCAAUGCUUCACUUUAGAAUAGGGACCCUUAUUCCACAUCUGUUUUCAUACUGUUCAGGGUUUGUUCACAGUGUGUCGGGAGCUUAUACACAUUGUAUUCUGGCACUUAUUACUUACUAAUAAAUAGAAAUAUAGGCUAACUAACUGGUCCUUACUAAUGUUAUAUUAGUAAUAAAUCCUUAAUUGUGCAUCAACAAGAUAUUUGCUAAUAAGUGUCUAACAACUGUCUGAUUUUGCUUAGUACAUGCCUUACAAGUUACUUAUACAGGCAUUAACAUUGUAUGUGUCAGUGCUUAUAGAUGUAUCCCUAAAAUAAAGUGUUACCCAAACAUCUUCUAUUGGAAUAAGACACUUCAAGCCCGUGCAUUUCCUGGAUCCAUGUGAUGUCAGGUGAAUGCCUAGGAGACCUUCGGUUAGGAGACCUUUGGAGUCUUACAGUUGAGAAUAAAUGGAGUUCCCUUGGCAAUGUAGAUGGUGGUAAAGCACAUCUCACGCAAGCUGUCACCAAAUGCCGCAGAAAGACAAGAAGGAGGGGACAGCGCCCCCUUUGGACACCAAACUUGAACACACUCCUUUGCAUUGGGUGGGCAGAGUUUGGGUUAUCUUACUCUAAUAGAAGAUGUUUGGCUAUACGGUUCCAUGUUACGAUGCCAGCACGUCUCAUGUGCCAAGCAUGGGCUGAUGGUGCAAAGUGCUGUUACUCAACUAGGGGGAUUUCUUGCACCGUCUCCAGAACUGGGCGACUGGCUGUGCCAGGGAGAGGGCCGGCAGCUGGUUUCCAUGACGCUGGUCACGUAAUAUGUUGUCUAUUCAGAUAUAUUGUACGAUAACUAUAAAGAUAACUAUAACUUUGUGAAAAUCCCUGUAACUCUACUGAAGACCGCCGUUCACAUAUCAUCUACAUUGACGACAACUUGCUGGAUGAAGUCAUUGGGGUCACGUUCAAAAGCGAUUUUCUGUUCUGUAAAAGCAAUGUCAGUCAAUCAGAGCCAAACAUUCAUUUGAAUGUGAUGAGGUCUGGAAUAAUUGUCCCACUGAUGGUGCCAUUUUAGGGGGACACAUGGUUUUUGGAUGUGAUUUGAGUUGCGAAUGCACAGACAAUUUAGGACAUAAUGUAGUCAGGAUGAGUUGCGUACAAAAACAUUUACGGCCAAGGAGGAAAAAGUGAGUGAAAGUGAGCUCCUCCCACCUAAAAUGGCGCCAUUGGCCUAGUACACAUUAUACCAAGCCCUCCUAGCAAAGAGAGUAGAUUAGAGUAAGACACUUUUAGGCUCUGACUUUUCCGGGAUCCAUGUGAUGUCGGGUGAACGCCCCCUUUAGGAGACCUUCGGAGUCUUCUGGUUGAGAAUAAAUGGAGUCCCCUUAGCGCUGUAGAUGGUGGUAGCGCACAUCCUGUGCAAGCCACCACCAAACAUCACAAAAAGAGAAGAAAAAGGAAGGGACAACGCCCCCUUAGGAGACCAAACUUGAGCACAGUCCUUUGCAUUGGGUGGGCAGAGUUUGAAUCCUCUUUCUCUAAUCUACUCUCUUUGCUCUUGGUAUCUCUUGGCUCUUAGCUGUAAACAAAUUAUUUUCCAGACAGUCAAUGAGGCAUCAGAAUACUGGUGGCAACCAAAGUUUCUGUAGUCUAAUCUUUAUGCCAAAGCAAAUGUGCCUGAGUUUAUAUAGGUAAAUUAAAGGGAUACCUCACCCCCAGGCGAAAGUAAGUCAGUUCCCGCAGUCCCAGUUGGAUUAGGGAUCAGACGCGUUUUCCAUGCAGAACUACUUAGAUUACAGUGUCUAAGCCGACAUUAGUUUAGUUUAGUAAAGCAUAGUCGCUGUAAUCUACAAUAGCCAUUUCAAAAUUCCAGUGACUAAAUUUUGCAUGGGUGUGGGGGAAUCCCUUUAAUUGCACAGUUGACUUAUCUGAUGUGUGAAUACUUUGUCAGGGUCUUUGCAUUUCUACAUAGCAGUUGGGUUUUUUUAACACCAAAUGCUUGGAUUGUACAUACUUGUGCUACUUUUAUGUUUGUGGGGCUAUGUAAUGUUAUGAACGAUGAACAAAAAGAGUAACUGUAUGUCAUAACUGUAUUGUUAUAUCAUAACAGUUUUGCAUUAAACAGCUUUCUGAGACUGAA